AUGUCCCGCCAACCCAAUGAAGACACCUUUGGGGCUGCGCUCGCCAAUGAGUUUCAGUGGCGGAAUUUGUACCUGAAGGAGUUCGGCUGCUGCACCUAUCCCCCGCCGAUCCCGAAGGACCCCAGCACCACUGCCGUUGGCGUCUAUCCGAUGCGACGGCAAGUCAAGCUCCUCCAACAAGAAAGCAGCAGCAGCAGCGAAGAUGCUGAUAACGAAGUGGAGGAGGACGACCACUAUGAGGAGUCCACAAACGAUACCGAUGGGGACGACAGCUACCAAGCGAACUUUAGCUCGGGCCUCUUCCAAUUCUCCUUCAGCGGCGGUGACAGUGAUGGAUGCCAUUCGCGAAAGCACCAAUCCCACAACGUCGACCUGGCAGAUGCAGAACCCCCCAGCACGAGUUGCUCGCGUCGCGACCGUAGCACGGCCGAUCAGUUUUUCAGCCUUGACUUGUCCAUGUCAGUUGGCGAGGAUGGGGCCAGCACGCACACCUCCCGUCACCCCAGCCACCACAGCGGUGGGCGACGGUGCGGUCAUGGCGCUGUCCUGCGCAAAGACGACUUCUUCGACACCAACGACGUUUUCUCGACAAAGUUCUUUAGUUUUCUGUGGAUGGGGUCGGACAACGACGGCCAUGACGAGGAAUACUCCAGCGAAACGCGCACGGUCGAUCACGAGGUUCGGCGCUGGGGAGCGCGCGACCCGGACAACGGGCGAGGCAUCAAGAGCAGCAUGCGAAGCACAAAGAACCCCGGUCGUCUCACGCUGUCGCGACCCGGCUUCUCGACGGUGACAAGUCACGCCUUCAACACGAAUCCGCAAGGAGUGCCGGAGGUGGUGCUGCGACUGCACCACCAGACAUGGAUCCUGCUGAUGGACAACCGCCUCAUGGCCUGGGUGCACCGCGCGGCCACCGAUCACUGUCAGCGGGCCACGCAGCUGCGCCAGCGCUUACUGGAAAUAAUUGCACUCGGCCCUUGUUCCGCUGACAUCGCCGGCGACGCCGCGCUCGCCUCGCCCACCCAGGUCAGGACCUCACUCGUGCUGCCGGAGGAAGACGCGCUGCAGCGCACCUUGGAGAGCUUCUCGCCUUUCUUUGUCGUUAUCGCGCCACCGCCGGCGGUGCAGCGGGCGAAGGAUCAGUUCCGGGCGGCGCAACGGGGACAGCUCCGCAGCGGCAACGGUCAGCAGGCCGCUGCCGCUUCCGUCGCCGACCUCAUCGGUCUCCCGCUGCUGAGUCAGUACGGCUCCUGGCGGGAGGCCUACGAGCACCGGCACCGCUGGGACAAGGCGCCCUUCUCUUUCUUUUUUAUCCAUGACGUCAGCUACAACUACGCGCAAGUCACGGCCUUGUUCGUGCAGCUGCAGCUGCUCUACACCCACUCCCAUUCCCACUCGCGGCGCUGUGCGGAGGCCAAGCGGGAGUCGGUGCCUCUGAAGAGCGCCAGUCGUCAAUUUGCCACCUCGAGCACCGCUAGUCGCACCCCGGAGGAGCGGCGCCACGUGUGCCCGCUCCUGCUCAUGCAGGAGAUGACGGAGAACGUUGUUCUGGCCUACGAGCAAAGCUCUGCCCGCUCAGCGCUGCCGAUGCUGCGCCGCGUCCUCGAUUUUCUGACAGAUGCCGCGCUGGACGUGGUGACGGCGCACCGCUUUAUCAGCCGUAAGGCGGUCCUACGCCAGCACCAGUUUCAGCUGCCAGGCAUGACCACGGUGCGUCCUUUGCCAGUCGCGACAAGGGCUUCGGCGGCGACGGCGGCUGUGGCGGCGGCUUUCGACAUGUCACAAGCCACAGAGGAGGAUGGGUCGGCGGACGCUGCAGAGGAUAGGCGACUAACAAGCCGAAGCCUUGACGUCUCAAAGGAGGGGGACGGCGCGCCCAUGAAGGACGAGCUCUCCGGCACCGACGGCAGCGGCAUCCCCAUCAGCGGUGUUGAGCCGAAGCGCGUCACGGAGAGCGACAUCAACGCGCUCUUUGAAAUUGCCUACUGGUUCGCAGACGUGACCACCGCAAACGCCUCGGUGCCACUGGACCCAGCUCCGCCCGCAGGCAUGACGGCAGGGCAAUCCGCGGCGCGAGCGAUGCCGCCAAACACUUCACUAGAGGCGUUAAAGAAAAUGAGCCGAAGCUCUCCUGCUAGCACGCCACCCUUAGACACACCGACGGACCGCGCCGGCACCAACCACAGCGCAGCCGCCGCCGCUGGAGGUGGCGGUGCGGCCUUACCAAUGUAUAAAGUCCUCAGCGUUGAGGAAUCGCAGCUCUCUUCGCCGCCGAACAGCAAUGCCCUCUCCAUGACGGGAGCGGGUGACUCGUCGCUGUCGUCGUUGACGUCACGGUCGCAGCAGUACCUGCCUGGGCGCGUACAGGUGCACAACCCCGUCGAGUCCCUUGCGGAGGCGGUGGCGUUGCUGGAGGCGUACCGCAAGCCGCAACAACUGCGCGACGAUCGACCCGGCCGUGGCGGCCGCAGGAAGCGUCACAGCGUUUCGUUUGACCCGAGGGCCCGCAGUGGCGGCGCCGGAGCGAAGGGGUCCGCAUUGCCGAGUCUCACACCGAUCCCCGUCUCUGACUCCUUUAUAAGCUUUAUCAGCCCGUUGGUUGUCCUCACCACCUACCUCCGCCUACACGGCGGCACAUGGCUGAAGCAUCUCUGCCGCCGCGUCUUCGAGUCUCUGCGCAGGCCGAAUGUCUUGCUUUACGUCAACACCCUCGAGCUCGACGCCGCGUGGGCGUCCCUGCAGCUGCCAUCAUCACUGUCAUCACAAGAGACGACGAAAGCGAGCGUCGCGGCGGCGACGCGAGGGCGCCAACGCCUACUGAACCGGUCCAUUUCAUCUACGCCGCUAGCCCCGAGCACCGCUGCCAGCGCAGAGGCGGCGCGCAGCGAGUUUCUCCACGGCCUCGGCUGCCUGGAAGACCUCAUUUGCCAAGACAUCCUGUGCGCCCUCAACAACUUCUUCGGUUUCCUGUACGGAAAGCGAGCCGCGGCCGCGCGAUUGCCGCAAGGAAUUUCCAUCCUGCUCACCCAGUUCGUGUCCACCGUGCACCUAUACAUGCUCGAGAGCGUCGGCGCCACUCGUGCUGCAGCGGCGGCGGCGCCCGGCAACGGCAAUCGUAAUCGCUCGAUGCGGCCCGGCUCUCACCCUAGCCCGAGCGCUUCAGGAGGGGCCACGGCGGCUGAUGCCCCGAGCCGCAUCGUGGAAGACUGCCUACGUAUGUGCAAGCAGCGCUACUACGCUGGCUUGCGCCAACACGGCAGCGCCAAUGAGUGGGGAGAGGCCUAUGUGUCUGCCUUUCGCAAUCUUGACGGCCCCUUGAAGAGCUUCAGCGAUGGUACUGCGGCCGAGGCAACUGCAUCGACUGCCUCGCUGCCACGCCUCCUGCACACGAUUGAGCAGCACCGCCUCGCGAAAUUCAUCUUAUUCGACUGCUGGAUUCUGCCAGCCCUCAACAACGCCAUAGCGCUCGGCUACCUGGCUUCCGACUCACCGAUGCACCUCCGCUGGAACGUCGACGCGCUCGCACGCUAUCUCAAGAUCCUUGUGCACGCGCCCUUUGUUGAGCAGGACAAGACGAAUUUCUCCAGCCUCUUCCCAGAAGUCCCGAGAGGCUCCAGCCGACGCAGCACCGGCCACCCGCGUUCCAACGAUGUUCGUGACGGUAAGGGCGGCCGCGGCGCCGACAAGCAGCCAGGGAGCGGCAGACCUCCCUCUCAAGGCGAUGGCCGAGGCGCCGGACGACCCACAGUGCUGACUCUGCCGCCGUACCUCACCGGCAUCUACGACGUCGCCACCGGCUCGCUGGUGAGACUGCAGACCUCGAUACCCAUGACCGCUACCGCCGGAGACAACUGGUCCAAAAGGAUGUCGAGUGCAGCGGCCGCGGCAGAGCAUCCGACUGCACUCAGCGCGCCGUCGUCCACGCUGUCGAGCUCGAUGAGCACGGUGGCCCACGGCGAAUCUGUGCACAGCGAGGCACUGUCGCCUCGGUACACCGAUCAAAGCGGCGAGGACGUGUCGGCGGUGGAGACUCCAACGCAGGAGGGGCAGUCGAAGUGGACGCUGGAGGCCACGGCCCUCCCGUCUAGCGCCACCGCGACGCACGAGCCGCCGCCUCGUGCGGCUCCGCAGCAGCACUUCAAAGUGCAGCAAGCCGCGGCGGCAAACGAGUCGACAGUGACGCCACAGUCUGCGAGCUCCUCCCGUUUGUUUUUUAUCGCUGGGGAGUCUGUAGAGGCAGCCGCAGACAUGUCGUCGCCCGGCACGCAUCGCGACACGGGCAGCUUUGCCGGCUCACCCAAGGACGUGCAGGGCGAGCUGCCGAUGGGGUCGAGGGGCAAGAUCUCCGACGCGCCUUCGAGUAGCAUCACGCCCGCCCUCACCUCGCCGCACGCGUCGCCGCCGCCGCCGCUGAACCGCAUUCAGAGCAUUUUCAGCAGCGCCGACCAGCGCGCGACCGGUGCCGCUGUUGCGAUGACGCAUCCGUACGUGGUGAUGGACGACGCCGUGUGGUUGGACAUGUCCCCGGCGCUGCAAAACCUGAACGACUGCAUCGGGCUGACGUUCUGCGACCGCGGCACCGGUGAGGCGUUCGCCGGCGACACCGGGACUGUGGCGGCCAUAUCGCGGCUGCCCACGAUAAGCGCGCUCAGCGGGCAUGCAGACUCUCGCACUGGUGCGACCACAGCGCAUGGCGCGGCGGGUCAACGAGCCAGUGGGGCUCUGAGGGACUGCAGCACAUUUGUGGACCUCGCUCUCUUUGAUGUGCCGGCGUUGGAGAUGCUGAACGCCUUCACGUACGCGGCGUGCACGGACGACAGCAGCUACGUCGUCGUGUCCGAGUUCGAGGUUCUACCGUCGAUGGCGGCCGGGUGCCUCGAGAGGAUCUACGAGCUCGCCACCGAUACGCAUCCUAUGGUUCUCCACGCGCUGCAGAAGGGAGCCUUUCACUUCGCCUACAAUGACAGUGGCAGCGUACCGUCUGGGCUGACAUCAUUGUACACGGCUUGCAUGAACGGAGUACUGCUGCAUCCCCGCACCGCCGCGCAUGUGCUCAAGAACGUCAUGGACAACAAUCCACCCUUCUCUCACACGCUACUCAAGCCGGUGGCGGACACGACGGCGCUGGACCUGCUUGGCCACCUCGCCACCCACUCACGUGACGUGCCUAUGGUGGACGUGAACGCCGUUGUGCCGCUAAUCCACUCCAUGGUGCCCGACCGCAACUCUUCUGGAGGUGGAGGUAGACGAGUGCACGCAAGGACGGACGCUGCGAACAGUGGCAUGACACUGCCAGCCGUUGGCGCGCCGAACACCAGCACGACCUCGAGUGCAACCGUAUCUCACCGCUGGGAACGCGAGUCGCGCCGGCUGCUGCGCGAGUUGGUUUUCCUCACCACGGGCAACUCAGACAGCGGGCCGCCGCUGCCGCUCGCGCCGGGGCUUCGUCGGCCAGUGGGGCCACCUCACCCGAUUCACAUGCUUCGCGCCGGCGCAGCUCGCAUCGCGGAGGACACUGGCGGUAUGACGCCGAUGGUGUUCGACCCGUGGUGGCGCGCAAUGGUAGUGGCGCUGUGCGUGAAAGCAUCUAACGUGUUCGCCGAGUGCAGCGGCAAUCAGCCGGUGUUGUUCCAGGAUAUGUGCAACGCGCAGGCCGAGGAGUCUAAGCGUCUUAACCGGUACACCAUAGCCCACUUCGUCAACACGAAAGGCCGCGAGACGUGCGAGAAGGACGCUGUAGCGAUGAUGAGUGGGUCACAGCAAAGGCCGACCUCCAUCUCCGGGCGCGGCAGCUAUAUCGGCGACUUGCCCGCCUGGCCAGGUCGGAAGCGCAAGCGAAGGCCCAAGGCACGAGGGGUGACGGCGAGCGUUGGCGGAAAGCCAGCGUCCAUCGGCAGGAAGUCAAAGAAGAAGGGACGGAAGGCCGCCGCCGCUGCGGCGUGA
Messenger RNA from Leishmania major strain Friedlin, 5943 nucleotides. RefSeq lists its product as hypothetical. The coding region runs from base 1 to 5943 and encodes 1980 amino acids. The record is from RefSeq and is a predicted model, not a curated record. The transcript has a single exon. Lineage: Eukaryota; Euglenozoa; Kinetoplastea; Trypanosomatida; Trypanosomatidae.